Amoebophrya sp. A25 is the source of this 10504-nucleotide messenger RNA. NCBI's taxonomy places the organism in Eukaryota, Dinophyceae, Syndiniales, Amoebophryaceae. The record is from the annotation of a GenBank genome assembly.
GGCUUUGUAGUAAAAAAAUAAGCUUUAGCUUAUAUUUAGGAGGUCGUGGAGGUGAUAGUUGUUAACAUAGUUGUUAACAUUUCUAAAAAAUUGAAUAUAUUAGUUAUUGUACUGAAGUUAUUUCUUCACAAACAUGAGACGAUCCGAAAAGAUGGUGAGACAUACGUCCUCCACGUGGAACCCGUGGGACCGCGACAAUAAGAGGGACCGCUCUCCGAGGCGGUCGAGGGAGGAUUGGGUGUUGCGCCAAGGAGAAGUACUCUGGAUCGAUUUCAAGAUGAAGACGAAAUGGAGAUCGUCAUCAAGAAGAGACGACGAGAAAAUUGGCCGGAUAAGUGCGUGCAAUCACGAUGGGCCAGGGUUCGAACGUGUUAAGGCGCUCUCUUCUCAGCUAUAAUAUAACUGUCUCUUGUUCGACUGUCAGGUAUCUGUCAUACACAUUUACAUAUAAUACAGGGUCUGGGUCGAAGACCUAGAUCAUAUAGGAGACCAACAUGUAGAAGAAGGCCGUCCAGCUUCAGAAGUAGGGCUGUGAUGUAUGAGACAGAGCUUCGAAGUACUUGUAGUCCUCUAGUACUUAGCUGCUCCAAUUACGGAGACGAAUACCAUUUCGAAUUUGAUGAUGUGAAGCAUGGGGAUCUGAAGGAAGGCUCACCUGUCGAAUUUUGGAGCCGCGACCCUCCGGUUGCAAAAGAAAACAAAAGGAAGCCCGUCGCAAAAGACAUAAGACUAGUACAACUAGUCCCGUCAUCUUCUAGUACGACUCGUCCGCUACACCUAGAAAAAGAUACUACGAGCCAGGAGAUGUUGGAACAAGGAGAAGACCACCUACUACAGCAUGUACUGCAAGAAUCGCCGAGCUUUGUAAAAAAGGUCCGGGAGGUUUUGCCCCACUGCCCCGAGGGGGAUGCAGUAAGGGCGCACUUCUUUUUGACUCACAUUGGACCAGAGUUCGUCCACAGGCGAGCAGCAGAAUCAGAAGUAGAGCGCAACUUGGUAACUAUCAUUGGGGAAACAGGAGUGGGCAAGUCCUCGCUGAUCGCAGCACUGUUGGGCUAUCGCAUGCAGUGGACAUCAGACACCAAAAACGGGGGUCGGCGCGUACUCUUAUGGCUCGGCAGCUUUUCAGAUGAAGCUUGGUCUUUUUACUAUAAAUAUGUAUACUCUAUAUUAGAAAUUGGUAGGAGCUCCAAGCAGAACUGUCCACGUAAUGCCAAAAGAUCCUUGCGAAUUCAAAUUGUUCAGUGAUUUCGAUGGGUCCAAAAGUUGCAGAUCAAGACUUCAAGAUUGGAAAGCUUGCAGAUCUAGGAAAGGAAUCUCCUGGAUCUAGGAAAGGAAUCCCCUGGAUCUAGGAAAGGAAUUCGCUGGAUCUAGGAAAGAAGUCGGUCGAUUCUAGGAAAAAGGAACCAGGCUCAACUAGGUAAUUGGUGCAUCCGCUUGAGUACAUAAUUGCCGUAUAAUGUGCCCCACAAGAUCUGAGCUGUUCUUCAAUUUUACUCCCGCGUAGAGGAAAAAGAACUCGCGCUGUCGGCUUGUGAAUAAGUUUUAUUCGAGAACAUACAAGAGCCUCUAAUUCUAGACUACGAUCGCAACGGAGGCCAUCACGCCAGCAGCGGUGCGACCUCUAGCACACAUGCUUUCGACCGAUAUGGAAGUGCAAGUACGUCCUGCAUUGGCAAAGACAGGGGCCCCCUGAUUCAGCAUAGCAUCGUGGAGAGUGGGACGAUCUGCGCAAAAAAAUACAAGUUAUCGACUGUGUGCAAUUAUUCCUUAUUCACUUCCGGCAAGGACAUGAAGCAGCUGGAGCUGACGCUGCUGGAUAACCUCGGGUAUAAUACAGUACAUGAUACAACUAGGUUGCGUAGUAUUCUUCUGUUUUUAAUUCAUGAAUAUCUGAUUCAGGGGUAAAGUGUUUGAAUGAUAUUGUGUCAAUUUUUUCAUGUAAAGAUUAAGAUUGAGAUUUUGACGGAGUGACAGAUAUACAUUGAAGUCCUUGGGAAUCCAAUACCACAGGACCUUCGAUCGUCGCAGCGAAGACGUGGAACACAUUCCCGAGUCCCUCUAUACUGCUAUUGGAAAGCUGAGCACAGUUAAGCAGGUGGAGAGUGCAAGGAGGCCUUUGGUGGUGCUUAUGGUAUUUCGCUCCUCUACGGAAGAAAGAAGGCGCAACGCGGAUUUAGAGUUAAGACGGGCGAGGACGUCAGAGCUUCUGCUUUUGAUUUCCAUAUUACUACAUUCUCAUUACCUACAAGAAAUGCGAGAAAGACUCAUACUCCAGACUUUGCUCUAAUCUAAACGACUCUUCUGCAGGCCAUGGCGGAUUAUUGCGGACCAAAGCCAUUCGAAGAGCGUGUGCUUCUUGUGUUUAGAGACAAACCGAACAUAGACACCGAUUAUGCAAAAGCUCGGGAGGAUUUGCGCAGAGAGGUGAAAGAUAUCGUUGACAAAGGUACAAAGAAGAAGACGAAUGGAAACAGAGGGAUGCGAAAGAAAGUGAAGGACGCCUCUCUUCAGCUCGGCAAAUUAUUGGAUAAGGGUAUUUUUCCGAUGCUCACCCAUGAUGAAGAUUUUCUGACUUUCAAUCUCUCUGCUCUGCUAGAGGCAGAGAACGACAGCUUGAUAUAGAAUAUAAAGAACUCCUGUGGUGCUGGAACUAAGACCAAUAAAGUGUUCUCAUCUACAGCUUACCUCCACUACCUUAAUCUCAGACCAUGCAUUCUGUCCGGCCCCACUCAGAUAAUAUCGCGCUUUGGGAUGGUUCCGUGGAGUCGGUGAGGUUUAUCCGUGAGCGGAUCGAGAGGCUGCAGGAAACGACAAACAUCCGCAGUAUUUUGUGGGGCGACAGAAAGUACGAACUCACAGCUCCACAGAAGUGUUUGUUGGAGACACUGGAGGCCACCUGUAGAGUCUAUUAAGGAAGACGGAAGUAUUAGUCACUUCACUUUCUCUGACAUAUGUUAGUCUGUUUCCUGUGACUUAGACUUUGUGACUGCGUGUGCCGCUGCGUCCUGAGUGGCGAAGCCUCUGACUCCGAACUCGGAAUUUUCUAACGGACGGAGCGGCCAAUCAAUUGUUACACUUCAUGUCCGGCAGUGAUAUUAGACUACCUCUAAUCCAGCGAGAAUGUGCAUGGAGCGGGAGAAGUCGGCACCGAGAGGAUUUCGCAACUCGAGAGCAAGUAUAGCUACCUCGGUUUUUUCUCUAUCUCGCUAGUACCUUUUCCUACAUACUGCAUCCCGCUCUGCAUUCUUUUCCCAUCGUGCAGAUCUUCACUAUGGAUUUCCUCACGUCGCAAAAUAGACUGCAGUGUACAACACUAACCUUCGGUCUUUUUGCUUUUUAAGCCUAAGAAGACGUGGCAACUUUGAAUCAAAAAAAUUCGAAUGAGGAUUUGAGACGAAAUAUUGAUAAUGUCAAUAAAUGUAGCUACACUACUGGCAACUCAGAGGCAGGACUACACUUAUUCUCAAACGACUACGAAAAUGCCUUGGCGUUUUUAACUACUGGCUGACCUACUACAACCAGGCUCGCUUUUGAGAUCGAGGAAAAAAAAGAAGAAUUCGCGCAAGUGAAAAAGGACUGCGAAGCGGUGCUAGGCAUAGAAAUGGAGGUGGACGAUUUUGAUUGGGAGCAGAUGCAAGCCGAUCGUGCGAGCGAAAAGAAGAAAGCCGAAGCGGAGUAUGAGAAGCAGCGAAAGGAAAUCGAGACUCUUGAUUACGAUUGUUUUUGUGAGCACUUUUUUGUUGAGAAGGCGUUACGUCUUUGCGUCCAAUUAGCAGGACACAAUACUUUUGUGUUAUCAUAUCCAUGACGAACAACAUUAUAUAUAGCUUUAAUUGAUCGCAAAAGUCUAAUCCUCUCAUCAGGAUCAUCAUCGUCGUCAUCAUUUUAACUUCAACAUGAUCAUACAUUUAUGAGUGUGCGUAUUUUUUUAUGCUCGUACUUCGUGCGCUCUUUUUCUCUAGCUUCAAAGCACAGUAAGAUGCUGAUGUCGAGUGUCAGCGUCUGAAGUUGAUCUUGAUCUAAUCUUCAAAGAAGCGUGAGAGGCACAAACAAAAAGAGAAGGAAGCGGCUGCUCGGCUCAAAAGAUUAGACAAGGAAGCCGAGGAUCAUCCCUUUCAAAAGCACACAGAACUGGUGCCCAUCAGUGUAGAGGCUGGAUACAAGUUAUGGAGUGGGCUUUUCUGUUUUGUCGCGAACAAGUUUGCAAGGUUCGACAUUAUUGAUUACUAUCUAGAUAAAUCACAUUUGCCUGCAGAACUAUGCUCCUUCAGUAAUGCAUACAUUCGGCAUAUGAUUACUACUUUGCCAUUAUUUUACUAGUAAGGAGAAUGCUUCUACGUAUAGGGAAGCUCUCUGUGUUUAAUUUGAUAGAAUAAAGGACUUUACAGGAACAGGAGUCACAAUGAAUCAUCCUGGCUGCCUGUAAAUGUAAUUAUGAUGGUCUCUGAAGAGAUCCUCUGUGAUUAUCUUAAACCGCACUGCGCUGUCAAGUACUCAGUCCCCAUGAGUUUUUUCGCCUCUGUGUAAGUUUUGCUGCAAAAUUGGCCAGGAAGGGUCAAACCUGAAGUGCAUGACCAUGAGAAGCUGUAGCGGUACAUCAAAAAAGACGAGUAAUUAGUUCAAAAAUCCCCAAUCUUUGAAACCCACCCUACUAAUGCAGCGCGCGACUCUGAAAGCAGUGCCGAAAACUCGAGUCUUCAGAUUAGUCCGCAAGGAAGUCGCUGAGGCUGCUAGUGGAGAGGCUUCACCCUUAAGUCUUGCGCAGAGUUGGUUUUUCCAGUAGUGAUAACCUGAAGGAGAGACGAUGAAAAAUUACUGGGCGAUGUGCGCAUUUCUUCUAAUCGUUGAUAUUGUCAUCUGCGCGGUUACUAUUUAGUUUGUAUCAAUUUUGAUGAUCCCAUAAUCUACGAAAGGACUUCGGAAAAUCGUUGAUUGACCCGCUAAUUUUCGACAUUCUGGGCGCAGAAGCGGCUGGUGCAGGCGACACGGGGGACGGUGAACUGGGGCACCCAGAUGAUGAGCAAGAGGACGAAGACGGAAAUGAAGUUAAGGCUAGGAUCCUAUGGAGGAGCUGCCUCCUAUCGAUCAAGUAGCUUCAUUCGCAUUCCUGAAGAACGAAAAGGUCCCAUACAUUAUUUUCAAGUGUCAAGUUAGUUUUUUUUGUAGUUUGUUUGUUUCAUGUUGAGCUCUAAAAGUGUGGAGGUGGUGGAAGCUCCGCCUUGCGGCUUAGACUGGAUGGAAGAAACGGACCCGGAUGACCGGAUGGGCAAAGACGUACUGUUUCUUCUUUCGUUUUUCUGUGAUUCUGCUAGAGUAAGAAGUUCGUAUGUGCUGUAUUUUUGAGUUGUUUCCUGCCUUAUGAAGACGAUUUCACACCACAUCGAAUCCGGAGAAUCGAGGAUUAGCAUGAAUUUCACCAUUCAAUCUAUUGAGGCAAGUAAUUAGUGUGUUUUCGCAGGCUUUUGGUCGAAAUAAGAUUACCCUCCUUGAUGUUGACUGCGUCUCUACGAUGAUAAAGAUUCAGAGAAUUCAGCAACACUUGAAUGCUAAGCUAUCACCCAGUGCUAGCCUAGCUCGCAUUACUAGUGAUGUCUUCUACCAUCCGAUUUUAUUAUCUAUCUAUAAUCUCUCCACGACCAUGAAUUAUCUUUAUCAAUUAUUCUUGACGAUAGCGCCGGCGCUUAAGUAGUUUUAGCAGAUAGCUAUGUAUCUUCCUCGGGUCUUUCUUUUUUCUAGUUAGGUCGGCUCCACCACGAUUUAUCAAUUAUUCUUGACCGGUGUUGAUCUUCACCAGGACCAGAAAUUUAAACUCGGACAAGAGCGAAGGGAGAGGGAGAUGGAGUUUAUUUUUAGUCCUCAAUUUGCUCGUCUGGAUUCCCGCGAAAGCUUCAGUGCGAGCUUGCAUCCAAGCGACACACUGAAAAAAGACAUCGAUGAAGUGAUGGACGAGGUAGACACGGAGGUCGAUGAUUUAUGGCCAGGAACACAGUACCCACCACUGUUAUCUAUUGCUUCUAAACGUUACUUAGGUUUAUAGAAGCAGUUUUGGACUCUACAGAUAAAUAGUUAUCUAUAGAUUGUUAUCUAUCCUCUGGUUGGCAAACUUUCAUUCUCCUCAAUCCCGUGUCUAGGCGCGUGGCUGCGUUGGAGACCCUUGAAUGAAUGAAUGGUGUAUGUGUUGGGUAUAGAAGCAGGGAGUGGGGUCUAUUUUUGCGUACGACUAAAGAUGACUCACUUAGUAGAGUACAACAAUUGCAAUAACUCAGCUGAGGUGAUGCACGAAAAGAACGAACAAGAUUAUUUAUGACAAAGUCGCGCCAGUUGCCCGUGCAUGAAGACAAGCGGUUCUCAACAAGCGCGUCUAGCAGUAGGAAAAAGCGCUUUAUUUACAUUUUCCCUAAGAAACGCUGACGAGGAAGAUGAGCGUGGUAGCCGUCCACUUCUUAUGGCUUUGGCUACACUUUUGGUCAUCGUGAUACUCUCCUUCUGAUGCGAAGCUUACAUAGAGGGGAGGAAGUCGUUAUUUACAUACUGGGGGAGGUGCGAUUGAGUACAGGGACCAAGAGCAGGACGCUGAUCUGUAACUAUAGCUGGUGCUUUUCAUCAGCGCGCAUUAAUUAAAAUAGCCAGAGAAGUCUAUCUUCAUUUCUCCUGCUAUAACGAUUCAAUUAGCUCAAAGACAACGAUCAGUAGGAACAAGUGACAGCUUCUCGAUUUCUAAUCCACUGUUUUUCCAAGCGAGAGGAGACUUCAAGGUCACUGGCAUAACAGUACUAGACCAGUCUGACCCCGAGGAUGAUGAAGGAAUUUUGGGAGACGAGGAUGCCCCCACGUGGGUGAGGCUGAAGCUUGAGUACAAGUUUCUGAACAACUACAAUACGACGAACAAGAAUAGACGCGGCCACCUUCCGAAUAUCAAGGCGUGCUUGAUUAAGGCAACGAAGAACUUUCAUAGAUAUAGCUUCUAAAGAGGUCUUCAAGAUGUUCCCCUUUCUCUGACAGAUUAGUGAUGUCAUGCUUCAAGAUAGGCGUUCCCAUUGCACUGCUGUAGUAUUCAAAAAAGAAGAGCCUUGUCUAUACAGCAGAAGUUUUCUCGCCAUUACUCUGCUUUUCUAAGAAAAGGCAGAAGACAAAGGAGACGCAAAGGCACGCAAGGGAUGCCGCUUCCUUUAGCCGGAAGACCGCGGGAGGAGCUAUCAAAGCUUGUGAGGAGAGGCUGGAGAAGGCCAAAGAGCUCGCGGCACGCACGAAGUUAAGGGCGCACUAUGAGCAAAGAAAGCACUGCGUGCCUGGCCGUGCUGCUAUUUCCUUUGAAGAACCAACCUAACGAGUCCUAGCACUUUUUCUGAGAUGUUAGUGGUAGAUAGUGAAACCAUAACCAUAAGAGCAACUGAGGAGGCCUUUACGCAAUGUUAUAUCAUGAGGAGCCUUCGUCGGUGUCGGCCCGUCGUUAACGUUAUUAGGCCAAGAGGGAGUCACUGUCAGAGCCUUGGUUUCUCGUCUAAUAAUGGCACACCUCGAGACGCUUGAUAAAGCGACGGAUCGAAAUAAAGGCAGAAACGUAGAAGAGAUGCAGAGGCACUUGCGCGAGUUGGAGGCAAGCAAGAAACUCGCGUGCGAGGUGCGCGAACAGCAUGCACGAUUGAGGUUAUGCCUACUCAGUAUCGUUGUAGUCCUAGUCGCAGCUUGGUUUUUAUUCACAGAUACGUAGCGCAAUUCUUUAUCCAAUUUGCCGCAUUGCUAGAAGUGGCGCUUUCUAGGUCUAGUUCGUAAGAAAAACAAUAAGUGUAUGUAGUUGCUGUAAAAGAUGCACGGUUACUAGUGCCUCUGGUUGGAGGAGGUUGUGCCUGACAUAUCGAAAGACUUCGAACACUUGACACCCACUUUUCUUGAACUGAGUAUCUCAUCAAGUUUCAUAGGAUAGCUCAUGCUCGUUUGGAUCAUUGUUUGUUAAACAAAGAUAGAGCUCGCAGUUGAGGUAGCACAGCAGCGCUUCCAUCCGAGUCCUCGCGUCUACCUCCACAGGGAGGGGGAGCGCCGUUUCUUUUUUGGUUUCUGCUUGUGAGAACAGUGAAGUGAAUAAAUGCCCAUCUAACAAACUUAAAGGACGAGAAGAAGCAAAAGCAGGUAGCUGAUUUGCUAUCGAAGACGUGCCUCCGUUUUGCGCCGGCCGCAGCGCGAUACUGCGUAUACGAACGCAGCAGCGAAGUUAUGCUUGGUGACUCACAUCUUCUCCAUCUUCAUUAUUGAAUACGAAGGCCACUAGUCCGCAUAUGAACUCUUACUGACAAGUGGCACUCGUAGCAGGAGUUUUAGAUGUUACCAAGGAAGGUGGGUAAUUAUCAUUCAUCCUACUCACGCUCUUGCUUUACCUAGUUGUUAUUUGUCCCGCUACUAGUAGAUGUGCAUGUAUUUUAGAGAAGAAAUCGUGACACUAUUCCUACUCAUGGCAUAGAAGCUUUUUCAGGUGGAGUGGUCUAGAUGGGUUGCUGAAUUUAUUAUAGGGUAGAUGGGUGCCCAGUUUUAGCUUACUGAGUAGGGUGCGCCUUUUUCCAGUUUUGGGUUGUUGCAUAGGUGGGGACUGGGUAGUGUAUGCUUCUAAGUGUCAAUGCCGUCCGAUUAUCCAGGCUUUGCUGGGAAGUGAUAAGAAAAAGUUGGAGGAUGUUUCGCCUUCCCUCCACCGCGUCGCCAAUAGCAGCGUCAGCACUUUUGGGAAUUAAGGCCGGUGGAUCAUUGUUUUGCGCCAGGUGUCUGGCUUGAUGACGAGUGCUUUCUGUUCAUUUUGGGGAGGUAUUUUUUUACUCGAGAACAGGGAAGGGAAUUGCGACGCAUGGAAUUUGAUCUAUCAGAUGACCAGCGAACGUUAACGCGUAUGCUGAUGCUCCUGGAUCCUUGCAGCAAUUGAAGAGACUGCGACAAACAUGAAAGACGCACACCAAUGAGCACACUGGACCUUAUUGGUGCAAUACAUGAAAAAUCUUCAGCGAGAAAGCUGGCCGAUACUUAUCGCCAGCAACAUGCACCGCAGUCAAAGACAGCCAGACAGAGCGGCUCUCUCUUUCUUUGACUUUUCAAGAUUUGCAGCUAGAUGGCUUUUAGCCGUUGAAGCUGAACCAUCAAAAACUAUCCAAUUCGUAGAGUAGAUUUCCACUACUCUACAUCCAGCACGGCAGUGCUGUGCUCUUCCUUUUCCUCCAUCAGAAUCCAUUUCAACAGGAACUACCUCAGGCGCAAACAAUGAUAGACUGCCUCUAAAUUGAGCAAGAUGAAAGUGGCAAGGCACCACUGGGCAUCUACGAAGCAACAGGCCUGAGUGGCGCAACGGCUGAACUCGAUGGCUGCCCACGAACAGAACGACAGCACAUCACUGCAACGCGCCUAGCAAGUCUCAAUCACUUGGGAGGCGCGUCCAGGUCCAAUAUGGGUGAAGUCAUCGCGAGUAGCAGCUGGACCUACCCAGCAGCCAGCUCGAGCUCCAGCCCGAGCUCGUCUGCUUAUAAAUAGGCGAGUCAAGGAAAUACUGAUCUGGGCUUUGCAAGGCGUCUUGUCGAUCCCCAACCUAUGAAUCAUGUCGAUCCCCACGUUAUGAACCAUCUCGAGCAUGAACAUAGAGAGCAUCUUGCCAGUACUGAAAUCAACAACGUAACGACCCACGAGCAUCAUGGCCAAGGAAACAACAGGAGCAAGAUACUCAUAACGACAGCAACACGGCGACGACGAUCAGCAGCAACAAGAUCAAAAUCUUAAGGCCUCAAGCGUGUGCAGGAGAAGAAUAAACUGAUGGCUCAACUAGAUGGUCCGGAUCUAGUUAGCCUGAAGCGAUGAAGGGCAUUAAGCUUGAGGGAUCUUAAACAAUAACAACAACAAAAGCCAGAGAUUUCGUCUUCCCAUUUUUGUCCUGUGCUUGUGCAGAUUCGCACUAGUCGCAGGACAGGGGCGACAUCGCGGAGGAUGGUGAAGCACAUCAUCCAAAACCGUAGCCAUUGGGCUACCUUAUGCUUAAUCUAAUUUUGAUGCUCUCUCGGCCGAAACACGUCUGGCAAAUCUUGGAGCCGUGAGAGGAUGCAACCUUCAAAGAAGAGAGUGAAGACUUAAAACAGUAUUGGCAUGGGGUGUCUGAAUCUGGAAAGCAUUGCCCUACUUUUUCACUCCUUCAUCCAUUGACGAAUCACGUGACAGUCUAAGGGGCUGCUCUAGUAUUAGUCCAAGCACUUGGUCUACCUGCUGAUUUUUUACGACAAGCACAAGAAAAAAGCCACCCAUUCUCACCAUAAGUUCUCGCCAAGAUGUUAAUAUGGCUACGAGAACCGGCUGCACCGGUUCUUUAAGGAUUUCAUCCCCACAUUUAUUCCUAGAUCAUCCCCAAGAAAUCAUCCAAAGCGUUCCGACGAAGGUUCUUCUACAAAUACUUGUUAAAUGGUCUUAGAAGCCAGCGAUCUCACGAAGAAAAACCAGCACCGUAUUCGGUCUACUAUCUGACUUAUAUAAUGUUACAAAUGCG